CUUAUCACCCUACUGACACCUAUAACUUUAUCUGUAUUGCUUACACAAACCACAGAGCACUGGAGUAAACAGGGCCCGUGCUGGAGGGCAGCACCCUCAAAGAUGGCAACUUACUCUGUAAUAAGCAAGGCCCAACUAGACCGAAUUAGAGACAAGGUUGCUCCCGUUGGGCAGGAUACGUUUUCGGAGGAGCGACAGCGGUUAAAGCAGCUCAGCGACGACCGGUCGUCGCAAUGGCCAAACACCCUGUCGGCACAACGCGCGCGUAAAGAGAAGACGCGACAGGAGCGGCAAGCAGCCGAGGAGGCCGAGCGCGUGGAGCUCGACCGACAAGAAGCGGAGAUCCGCGCGGAGCAGCGGCGGAUACAGAUCGAGCGCGCAAAUAAGAUUUUGUUUGACGAGACAGACCGCGUAAAAGGGUUCCAUAGCAAGAUGCUGCUCAGCGAUGUGAUGCAUGAGAACGAGCAGCUCAAAGAGAUCAAGCGCCAGAUCGAGGUGCUCAAGCGGGCGCAGGAGCAGGCGUUCGUGGAGCAGCAGCGGCAAGCGCUAGAGGCCGCGGAGGCUGCUGAGGUGCGCAAGCUGGAGGACACGCGGCGCCGCGCCAUGGCGCAGCGCGAGGUGCAGCUGCAGCAGCUGGAGGAGCUCAAGGCCAAGAUCCUGGGCGAGCGGGCGGCGGACCGCACGGAGGGAGAGACGCUGCGGAGGAAGGCGCUGGAGGAGGCCGAUGAGCUGCGGCGCAAGGAGGAGGCCCGGCUGGCCAAGCAGCGGCAGCUGGCGGACGACACCAAGGCCGCCAAUGCCGCGCUGCAGGCGUUCCGGCUCAAGGAGGUGGAGCGGUCCAAGGAGCAGGAGGCGGCCAUGGAGGCCUACGCGCGGAAGAAGCAGGAGCUGGCUGACGAGCGGGCGCGGCGUGAGGCGGAGAAGCGGGCGGCCAAGGACGCGGAGCGCAAGCGUGUGGCGGACAUGAUGGAGUCCAACUACAUGGCCUGGCACACCAAGGAGGAGGCGCGGCUGGCCCGGGACGUGGCGGCGGCGGAGCAGAAGGCGGCGGCGGACGAGGAGGCGCGGCGCAAGCGGGCGGCAGACCUGGCGGUGGCAAUCGACCAGAGCCGGCAGGCGCAGCUGCGGGCCAAGGCGCAGGCCAAGGCGGCGGAGAAGGCCGAGGAGGCGGAGUACCUGUCCGCCUGGUCCACCCGCACCAAGCAGCUCAAGGCGGAGGAGGACGAGGAGAAGCUCAAGCGCAUAGCGGUGGGCAAGCAGCUGGCGGCGUUCCAGCUGCGGCAGGCCGCCAUCAAGGCGCGCAAGAUGGCGGACGCGCGCAUCGCGGAGCUGCAGGAGGCCGCGCAGCUGGCGCUCAGUGUGGCGGAGGAGGAGGACAUCUUCCUGCGCUACGCGCACGAGUGCAUCGAGGAGUACCGGCGGCAGGGCAAGCCCACCGUGCCCAUGGAGCUGCACCUGCGCAAGAAGACCAACCUGGAGACGAUGCGGUAGUGCGGUGGCCAGAAGGGGAGGGGCGCGGGGGGGGGAGGGAUGAGGCAGGAGGCGAUGGAGGUGAUGUAGGAGGUGGCAAGGUGGAGGUGGUGCAGGUUUAGCCAGUGGCAUUUAGGAGUUCUGUCGGUAAUGGUGGAGGUGCUGCGAUGACGGAGUGUUCUAACUUGCCGUGCGUGGGGCCGCGGACACAGCAUGGUGGAUGGCCGCGAUGGCGGCCCGAAUUUGUAUGAUAGCUACGCAGUCUAGGCAAAGACACAAGACCGUGACUUUACCCGACUCAUAUUGAUUGGCGCGAUGGCGCCUGAUCACUCACAUGACGAACCUGAACCUGACAACUAAAGCUGAUACGCCCACGCUGCUGUGCUUCACUGCGCGGGCGCUUGUGACUCAAGUAGGCAGGAGGUAGCAGGUUGCAUGGCAUUGCAACGUCCAUUUAUUGUUUGUAUACGGUUUAGCUGUGGCUAGGCAGUGGAGCACUGCGAGGCCGCAGGCACGAGGGGAUUUUGCGGCGUGCAUGCUGCAAUGGUAAACAG
Molecule: messenger RNA, 2024 nt
Organism: Chlamydomonas reinhardtii
Lineage: Eukaryota; Viridiplantae; Chlorophyta; Chlorophyceae; Chlamydomonadales; Chlamydomonadaceae
Exons: 8
Coding region: 103-1491 (462 amino acids)
Source: RefSeq, a predicted model, not a curated record